UAUCAAGAAAAGAAAAACAAGAUCGAAUAGCUUAUUGCCUUCUGUACAUUGGAGAGAGAGGCAAAACUGAUAGCCGGGCAGCAGACCAUCGUCGCUCUCAGCUGUUCAUCGCAACACCGCCUUCUCGCGACCUUCCUUCGGCGCAUUUCAACUUCGGCGCACAGGACAGAGAGCGGUCUCCUCCCCACCCACCCACCCGCCAUCCCGACUCUCUCUCUCAUCCGCCCGCCUCGUUUCGAGAAAAACACGCACGCGGAGAAAAAAAAAGUAAAAGGGAAAAAGGACAAGUAGUGAGCAACAUCUUUGCUUUUUCGUGGGCUGGGCGUGUUGUGUGUGUGCGGUGGUGCUGUUGUCGAGACGCGAUCCGGUAAACAACAAUCGGGUCGGAGAGCAGGCGGAGAAGGCGCGUUCCUGGGCGACCCUCACAACCGUUCUUCCUCCCCCCUUCUCUCUCUCUCUCUUAUGCAGCAGAGUCGGGCGUCGUAGGCGGAGUUUCGGUCAACCGACAGGAGCAGUGCAGUGGCACAACACGCAGUGAGCGGAGGGCAAAAAGGAAAAAGGUGAAGGAGCAGAGAGAUCCGAAGCGGGAUCUUCAUUCUUCGACAGCAGUCGGCUGAUGUGGUAUAGGCUUAAUAGACGCGUCGCCAGCAGCAUCUUCGUUGGCUUCGGCUGGGCGUCGUGACUCACGCCAGCACACGCAACUCCGGGCCCCCCCUUGUGUGUUUAGAUCCUAUCUCGUUUAGAGAGAGACGGGCAGGAAGAAGAAGAAAAGUGAGUGCGCCAGAUCGUCGUUGGGUGUGAAUAGAAAUACUUGAGAUAGGAAUCGCGGGAUUCAAGGUGAGAGGCGCCGGGAGUCGUCCGUUUGAUUAUUGGGCGGUGAAAAAAGUGAGUGGGGGGGAAAUCGGGCGUGAUUUAUCGGCGGGCCGGCCACCAUGCCGGUGAUGUCAACUGAGACGGCCGGCGACGAUCAACAGGCCACGGCAGUGACAAUCAAACACGAAUCCUCUUCCGGCACCAGUAUGCAUCAGUUGCUCUCCAAUUCAGUGGCGGCCGCCACGGCCUCGUCCGGCGGCGGCGGAAUGGGCGGCGGAACUAUGGGCGGCAUCGUCGGCAGCGAGCAUCACUCGCCGUCGCCGACGACUCUGUGCGGCGGCUGCGGAUUCAAAAUCACCGACCGCUACUAUUUGGUGGCCGUCGAACGGGCCUGGCACAGCGAGUGCCUCAGGUGCGGAGAGUGCCGACGGCCGCUGGACACGGCCCUGUCCUGCUUCUCCCGCCAGUCACGAAUCUACUGCCGUGACGAUUACUACAGAUUGUUCGGCGUGAGACGUUGCAAUCGCUGCUGUCUGCCGCUAGGAUCCAACGAACUGGUCAUGAGAGCCCGCGACGCCGUCUUCCACCUGGCCUGCUUCACUUGCGCCGCCUGCAACCAGCCGCUGGCCAAAGGUGACAUUUUCGGGAUGCGAGACGGAAUCGUCUACUGUCGACUUCACUACGAGAUGCUCCAGCAUCCAGCGACGCUGACGUCAUCUCACCAAUCGCAUCAGCACGGCCUCCUCAUGUCUCACCAUCACCCGACGCAAGGCAACAACAACGGACUGAUGGGCACUCCCGACGGCCCGUGCGAUCUCUCGUCUUGCGGACCACACCACGGGCUCUUGCCGCCGUCCGGCUUCCAUCACUCGCAUUUGAUGCCGCCGGAAUCGGUCAGCCCCAGCCAGCACAUGAUCAAUAUCCUCUCCUCAUCGGGCGUUGAUCCGGUCAACGAUUCGUCCUAUCCGUCCGGAUUGCGUCCCAGCAUCUUUGGCGGAAGCGUGGCCGCUGGCGGACAGGACUACCUCCACAAUCCGUCGGCCAACGAUUUCCAGCGCUGUCUGGGUGGAAGCGGAUCGGCCGUUUCGAGUUUCUUCCCGUCACUGUCGUCGAGCGGAGGACUGGGCAACGGCGGCUUGGGUGGCAAUUCGCCCGGGUCCGGCUCGUUGGGCCAUCAUCACAGUGUUCAGAAAGGACGGCCCCGGAAGCGAAAGAUUCCUCCGGCGGCGGCAGCAGUUGCGGCAGCGGCGGCUCUCGUCCAUUCCAGCAACAACAAUAACAACAACAACAACAACAACGGCGGUGGUGGCGGCGGCGGCGGCGGGUCGACGGGCAAUCAUUCCGAUUCGACCAUCCUGGGCCAGCAACAACACCUGAACGCGGCCAAUCUCAGACAACUCACUGCCGGAAUCGAUAUGCUGGGCUCCAGUGCGGAUUUGUCGUCAAUGGAGGGGAUGGUGUACGACAGUUCGGGGACGAACGGAAGCGCCAGCGGAGGAGGCGGCGGGGGCGGAUCUUCGUCUCAACAACAGCAGCAGCAACAGAGGACAAAGCGGAUGCGGACGUCCUUCAAACACCACCAACUACGAACCAUGAAGUCCUACUUCGCCAUCAAUCAGAAUCCGGAUGCCAAAGAUCUCAAGCAGCUGGCCCAGAAGACGGGACUCUCGAAACGCGUACUCCAGGUUUGGUUCCAGAACGCCCGAGCGAAAUGGCGCCGCAACAUAAUGCGACAGCAAGAUGGCGGCGGCAGUGGCGGAGGAGGCGGAGUGGGCGGAGGCGGAGGAGGGGCUGGCGGAACGUCUUCGAUCAAAGAUGGCGACCUCCUGACAGCGUCGGCGUCGUCGUCUUCGUCGCAGCUCGAACAACAACAACAACAGCAGCAGCAGCAGCAGCAGCACCCUCAUCAUCAUCAUCAGCACCAGCACCAGCAGCAGCACCAGCACCAACAGCCUCAACAGUCGCAUCACCGCGUUUCGGCCUCCCUCGGUGAGUUGACUCCGCCGGGAAGCGCCGGCGGAAUGACCCACUCGUCGGCCGUCUCCAACGAAGAUGCCAGCUCCAAUUUAGUCUUCAGUGAUCUGUACUAGAAAUAGCCACACAAAACACACAACACACAACACUAUACACAAACUAUCUACCUAUUAGUAGAGUAGACUUUCUGCUCCCUCUCCCCCUCUCAACCUAUACACGACGAUACCUAUAGACAGUUACUAUAUAGCGUACAACAAAAGUAUACGUUUAACUAUUAUACAGAGACGCGCGAUUUUUUAAACAAAAGUCGACUAGUGUCCCACAUGUGUCUGUGUAUAGACACUCUCUCAAUUUUUUGGUGCUGUUGCUGUUGGGUUUGAUUGUCUUGUCAUUCGUCAUUUUUCUUUUAAUUUCUUUUUCAUCUUUUUGAACAUGUUCUUGUUUCAGUUUUUUGUUCCGCGUUAAAUAUAGGACCUGUGUUAUAACAUCGUCAACCAACGCGCCGCUAAUUCACUUCUUUAUUUAUCGACAUAAAGACUUUUGUACUAUAACGGCGUCAGUGUGUAAUAGCGUUGAUGUAUUAUUAUUAUUGUCAUUCAGCAGCAUAAUCCGAUCCCCCCUUUUUACCCAUUUUUUUAAAUAUUAUUAUUUGAAAUUUCAAUUCACGUUUCGCUCGGAUAUGAUGAUGACGACACGCGAAAUUGUUUUGGAUUUUAUUUCAAUUCGUUUGUGAUUCUAAAAGAAUAACAAUCGAUAUGUUUUUUGUUUUUCCUGUUUUUCACUUUAGUUUGGUUUUAUUGUUUUCUAUAUACCCCCCUCCAGUUUUUCAUGUUUUUGAAUGAAAAGUCCUUUUUUGGUUGGAAUUCUAUGGAAUUUGUGUUAAGGCGAGCUUACAUUAAUUUAUACACGAAUUUCCUAACCACGAUGGCUGCUGUUGCGAUGUUUUCAGCAUAUCCUAUAAAACUCGCCGUCGGGAAAUCAACACAUGUCAUCAUCAUCGUCAUUUUCAGGUGACGCUUUUUAUGAUGAAACAAUAAACGUUCCUGUCUUUGCAUUGA
This is a messenger RNA of Daphnia pulex (common water flea), 3845 nucleotides long. RefSeq names its product homeotic protein deformed-like. Gene Ontology annotation, cellular component: nucleus. The transcript is spliced from 5 exons. Bases 933 to 2903 code for a protein of 656 amino acids. The record is from RefSeq and is a predicted model, not a curated record. Gene Ontology annotation, biological process: neuron differentiation; regulation of transcription by RNA polymerase II. Gene Ontology annotation, molecular function: DNA-binding transcription factor activity, RNA polymerase II-specific; RNA polymerase II transcription regulatory region sequence-specific DNA binding. Lineage: Eukaryota; Metazoa; Arthropoda; Branchiopoda; Diplostraca; Daphniidae.